AUGAAGGUCCGUGGCAGCACGAGCGACGCGCACUCGCAGCACAACGUGGGCAAGGCCGGGAGCAUGCUGACGCUCGCAAAGUUCCGCCGCUCCAUGAAGAGCGACAAGCACGACUCCGCCAAGCCCGUCCAAGUCUCGAUACCGCAAAAGGACGCCAUUGCCAUUGAGGCCCCAAAGAAGGUCAUAAAAGCCAUAUACGACUAUGUCGCGCCCGCUGACUCUGACAUGUACCUCUCCUUCUCCGCCGGCGACUUCCUGCACGUAGUAGCGCGCGAAUCCGAUCCCGAUUGGUACGAAGCCUGCAAUCCCUUGCGGAACGAGCGCGGGCUGGUGCCUGUCAAGUACUUUGAAAACGUGGGCAAGACGGUGCGCGACAGCGGCGACUCGAGCAAAUCGAUAACAAGCACCACGCAUGAUAGUGGUUACGCAGAGGGAUCGACACCGCCCAACGUCACAUCUGCGCCGCGCACGAGCGGUGCGGCUUCUGUGCCCAUGAGACCAGGACCUACCCAUAGACCGACGGCGUCCAUAAGCCGGGCGCCUGGAGGCAUCUAUGGCAUUGUCGCGUUUGACUUCCACGCCGAGCGACCAGACGAGCUGGACGCGAAGGAGGGCGAGGCGAUUAUAGUCAUUGCGCAGUCGAAUCCAGAAUGGUUCGUCGCGAAGCCGAUAACCAGACUUGGCGGCCCUGGCUUGAUCCCGGUGUCCUUCGUCGAGAUACGGGACAUGACCACGGGUAAGUCGGUCGAAGAUCCGGUGGACGCGGUGCAAAAAGCCGGCAUACCAAAAGUUGAAGAGUGGAAGAAGAUGGCGGCCGAGUACAAAAACACGAGUAUACCGUUGGGCACUGUUUCAGGAACCACCAUGGGCAGCAUGGCACAAGGAAUGGACCGGAUGAGCUUGCAAAACGGACAUCAGAACGGAGCGGGUCACCAGAGAGGAGCCAGUAACUCAUACCAAACCCAGCAGCAGCAGAAUCUCUUUGCGCCAGUGCGAGCAUCCGUGCCGCGCUACAUCUUUGCGGACGAGAAGUUCCACUUCGUCGUGGAGUGCAGACUCACCAACGGUGCACACUGGGAUCUGUCUCGCAUCUACGAGGACUUUUACGAGCUGCAGAUUAAUCUUAUAAACAUCUUUCCGGAAGAGGCUGGCCAAGUUCCUGGAAAGCCGCGGACACUGCCAUACAUGCCUGGACCUGUAAAAUUCGUGACAGAUAACAUUAGCGAAGGACGAAGGGCCAACCUGGACGAAUAUUUGCGGGAUUUGCUGAGGUUGCCACAGCAUAUCGUAACGUCUUCACUUGUCAGGAACUUCUUCGCACCGCGCGAGGGUGAUUACGAAGUGGACCCAAGCGCAGUAGAUCUGAACGAGCACGCAAGGCCGAUGGUUGCGAAAGAUAGGCACUCAGCAGCAUCGCAGAAUUCGUACAACACGACGCCGUUCCAGCAGCCUGGUCAGCCACGGGGACCACCUCCACCGCCCUCAUCACAUGGCUCGUAUCAGUCUGCGCCUUCCCAUCAAUACAACCAGUCACAAAGCUCGAACGGGCAGUUCGGCCACCGUCCGCAACCAUCUCAAGCGAGCGCCAGCUUCACAUCACAAUCGCCGCCAAAUGCUGCAGGUAUGCCUGCUCAAAGGCAACCACCAGCGAGCAAUGCUCAGCCUGUGAAAGUGAAGGCAUGGUUUGACCGGGACACAUGUGUUGUCAUCCGAAUGCCACCGCGAGGACAAUUCACCCACGAUGAGCUAUACCGAAAGAUCGUGGAACGUAGAAGAUUGGAAUACAAAGGUCAAGACCAAAAUGACGAAGCUCUUGAUAUAGAGUAUCGGGACGAGAAAGACGGAGAAUACUACCGCCUCGAAGGUGACGAAGAUCUCGACAUUGCUGUCGAACGAAAUGAGAAACUCACGCUGGCGGUGAGAGCUGCCAAUGUUUGA
This is a messenger RNA of Fulvia fulva, 1938 nucleotides long. RefSeq lists its product as uncharacterized. Gene Ontology annotation, biological process: conjugation with cellular fusion. Gene Ontology annotation, molecular function: phosphatidylinositol binding; protein binding. Gene Ontology annotation, cellular component: mating projection tip. The record is from RefSeq and is a predicted model, not a curated record. NCBI's taxonomy places the organism in Eukaryota, Fungi, Ascomycota, Dothideomycetes, Mycosphaerellales, Mycosphaerellaceae. The transcript is spliced from 2 exons. Bases 1 to 1938 code for a protein of 645 amino acids.